GGCGCAUCUAAUUACCCGCAUCUCCGAGAUCACGGACAUCAUGAUGUGCACGUGCCUUCGCGACAGUGUCGGCCGGAUAGUAUUUAUUGGUGAACCUCGUGCAUACAUUUCUGGAGGAACGAAAGUUUGCGACAGGCCAGGACCUGGGUCUGUGUCCUUACUUACCGAUCCUCUCCACCACGUUGCCACUCAGUACACAGAAACGUAUGAUCCUCGUCGCCUGUCUCACGGUCCUCGGAACAGCAUUUUUAUCGGGGAAAACACGAGGGCACUUUUAGUGCCUCCUUGGGGCUGACUGAUUGUCGUGCAUUUGUUUUGGUGCCGGGGCCGCUCCCUGGGAACUAGAUCGUUCGAUCCCGCAAUUGGAAACAGUCCGUUCAUGUUUUGACAGGUCUCCAAAACUAGAAUGAUGAACACGGGACUGGUGCCGUGGGCCGUGGCGGUUUGUUUUAACCUUUUUCUCCGUGCGGUUCACCUGUCCGGCAACCCUGAGACGCACUCGAAUAAGAAAACUCGCGACCAGCUUACUUACUCCUCGCUGAUCUUCUGAAUUCUUGUGACACAUCAACGCGUUCAACUGGAUUUAUACUUUGGGCGUGGCUCUACUUGCGUGUGGUAAAAUGUCCGUCAAACACCCAAAAAGUUUCGCCUUCCAACACUUUCGGCCUCGCCUCACUGUAAUUGCCUUCGAUCAAAGUUCGCGGAGAAUUCAGAUGUGCAUGCAACGGUGCUUUUAUAACGGCGUUGGUCAAUUUGAGCCCCAAAUCGCUAUGAAAAUCAGCCAGCUCUUGUGCGCACCACCGCCCUCCUCCACGGCCCACUCUCGCGAGCCGGACGAUGCCGGUAGUAGUCACGGCUCGCCCCCGCCGCCCAAUUGCAGCCCCAACACACCUUUCAAAGUGAUCAACCGAUGUACGAAUUGCCGACAACGAGGCCACAACCGAAAAACGUGUCCACUUCCCGAAACACCGAAACCACCCCAGCCUCCGCCACGACCCAGAGCCAAGGGAUGCUGUGGCUUGUGCGGCCAAGUAGGCCAUAAUCGUACAUCUUGUCGACUGGGGCUCCCCAAGUGA
Molecule: messenger RNA, 1076 nt
Organism: Mycena citricolor
Lineage: Eukaryota; Fungi; Basidiomycota; Agaricomycetes; Agaricales; Mycenaceae
Source: the annotation of a GenBank genome assembly